Messenger RNA from Didymodactylos carnosus, 1791 nucleotides. NCBI's taxonomy places the organism in Eukaryota, Metazoa, Rotifera, Eurotatoria, Philodinida, Philodinidae. The record is from the annotation of a GenBank genome assembly.
AUGGCAUCAAAGUUAAUUCGUACUGUGAAAGAAAGUGAUGCAUCGGAUCUUGGAGAAAAGAUUGUAAAAUAUGCCUUGGUUAUCGGUAUCUCAACAGCCGUCUGUUUUGGAGCUUAUCUGAUUUAUAAACAACAGCAAAAACCAAAACAACAAAAUAAAGCGGAUACAAAUGAACGGACAACUGCAAAAACGACUACAACAACGAUUGGUAGUGAUGACGGUCAUACGAUAUUAAAAUCAAACGAAAAUAUAAAAAAGAGCAAAUUAGACGAGUCAAUUGAGCUGAAAAAUGAGGGCAACGCCAAAUAUCGAGAUAAAAAAUUUGUAGAAGCUAUUGCGUAUUACACAAAGGCGAUCGAUGCAUGUCCAGCUGACCAUGAUGAACAAUUAUCACAGUUUUAUCAGAAUCGAGCUGCUGCCUAUGAGUCACUUCAAGAUAUGGAGAAAGUGAUUGAAGAUUGCUCUCGAGCAAUCGAAUUAAAUCCAAAAUAUGUGAAAUGUAUACAAAGACGUGCUCGAGCUGCUGAAACAAUUGGAAAUAAUGAAUUAGCAUUAGAAGAUUAUUCGACUGUAUGUUUUUUGGACAAUUUUCAACCAGUCUACGUAAUGUCAGCUGAUAAAAUACUAACAGAGUUAGCAAAAGAAUAUAUUAGCAAUUUAUCACCCAAUACUGCUGAAUUAUCAAGAGACUUUGUUCACACAUCUCUAAAUGAAUUUGAAGAUGAUCCAGCUUUAAGUACAUCGUUCAUAAAUGAAAUUCAAACAGCACAUCCAGAUAGUAAUCUAGACAGAGCUUAUAAAGCCCUGAAUGACGGAAAUUUUUCUGAAAUAUCGGAUUUAUGUACACGUGAAAUUGAAAGUGAAGAUUCUGAGUAUAAAAAUCAAGCACGUCUAUUACGAGGAUCAUUUUAUAUUUUAAAUGGUCAAUAUAACGAAGCUGUUGCCGAUUUUGACACUGUUAUUGAUGAUCUAAAUUCAACUGAAGAAAUGAAAAUAAAUGGAAAACUCAAACGUGCAAACGCUCGAAUACAUUUACGGGAUUUAGAAGGAGCAAUGAACGAAUAUAAAACAUGUAUUGAUUCACAUCCAAAUUCUUGUACACCAAGAGUCCAUUCCGGAAUGUUAAAAACUUUAUUAGAACAAUAUGAGGAUGCUGAUGAAGAUUUUGCUAAAGCAAUUGAAAUAUCACCAACGAAUUUACGUGCAAAAUAUCAAAAAUUAAUUAAUGAUACAAAAAUUGGCUCAAAAAAUAAUAAUAAAUAUCUUGUAGAUCAAGCAUUAUCACAAUUUGAAGAAUACUUUGAUACAUGUAAAAAAGAUAUUUAUUAUGCAUUAGCCUUAACAUCAGCCUAUUUGGAUAACGAUCGUAAAGAUAAAGCAUUAGAAUAUUUAAAUAAAUUUAUUCAAGAAAUUCCAGACAGUCCAACAUUAUUAGCACUUAAAGCAAAUUGUUUAAUGACAACUGAUCCAUCGAAUGCUGAUGAAGCCGAAAGAUUGUACAAACAAGCAUUGAACUAUGAUGCAUCAAAUGAAACUGUUUUAACCAUGUAUGCUAUUUUUAAAUGCAAUAGAAACCAAUUUGAUGAAGCAGCCGAAUUAUAUGAAAAAGCUAUUCAUUGUAGUCGUGGUGAAGAAAAACUAAUGCAAUAUGCCGCACUGCUAUUUGCUAUUCGAGCACAAGGACGAGCAAUAAAAAGAUUGAAUAUAAGUUUCCCCGGCAAUGCUGGUUUUCCUCCGGGAGGUGCCAUGGGUGGUGCCGGAUUACCCGCUUGGUUAGGUGGUAUGGGUUGA